Galeopterus variegatus (Sunda flying lemur) is the source of this 1303-nucleotide messenger RNA. RefSeq names its product four and a half LIM domains 5 (gene FHL5). The record is from RefSeq and is a predicted model, not a curated record. Gene Ontology annotation, cellular component: Z disc; nucleus. Gene Ontology annotation, biological process: positive regulation of transcription by RNA polymerase II. The coding region runs from base 386 to 1240 and encodes 284 amino acids. Lineage: Eukaryota; Metazoa; Chordata; Mammalia; Dermoptera; Cynocephalidae. The transcript is spliced from 7 exons. Gene Ontology annotation, molecular function: transcription coactivator activity.
AGUUCACAUUGAAGGUGCAGAAAGCAGGGGACUAUCUUGAGUUAUUCUAUUCAAAUCCAAGAUUCAAAGUUCCUGGACUUCCCAAGAAGGCAGUCAUAGAGACCACAACCCAGGGCUCAUCUCUCAAACUACCAAGAACUCUGCAGACCAGUAGAAGUCAGCUAUGUGCACAUUACAAGACUUAGAGGAAACACAGGGACCCAACUAUUUUCUUCUACAAAGUUGAAAAAGCUGCAGUUGGGAGGGAUCCUCAGAUAGUGCUGGUGGACCAUUUCAUUCUCUUUGGAGUUGACAUACGCAUAUGUUGGAAGAAAAAUAAUCACAUAUUCUUUCAUACUGUAUAAAUCACAGGAAGAAGAGGCUUUACAAAAAAGAUCAAACCAAAAUGACAACUGCUCAGUUUAAUUGUCAGUACUGCACAGCAUCUCUUCUUGGGAAGAAGUAUGUACUAAAGGAUGACAAUCCAUACUGUGUUUCAUGUUAUAAUCAUAUCUUUUCUAACUAUUGCGAGAAGUGCAAAGAACCAAUUGAAUCAGAUUCCAAGGAUCUUUGUUACAAAGACCGGCACUGGCAUGAAGGAUGCUUCAAGUGCACCAAAUGUAAUCACUCUUUGGUGGAAAAGCCUUUUGCUGCCAAGGAUGAGCGCCUGCUGUGCACGGAGUGCUUCUCUAACGAGUGCUCCUCUAAGUGCUUCCACUGCAAGAGGACCAUCAUGCCUGGUUCACGCAAAAUGGAAUUUAAGGGAAACUACUGGCAUGAAACCUGCUUUGUGUGUGAGCAUUGCCGACAACCAAUAGGAGCGAAGCCUCUGAUCUCCAAAGACAGUGGCAAUUAUUGUGUGCCAUGUUUUGAGAAGGAGUUUGCUCCUUACUGCAACUUUUGUAAGAAGGUGAUAACUUCAGGUGGGAUAACAUUUCAUGACCAGCUGUGGCAUAAAGAGUGUUUUCUUUGUAGUGGCUGUAGGAAAGAGCUCUGUGAAGAAGAGUUUAUGUCCAGAGAUGAUUAUCCAUUCUGCUUGGACUGCUACAACCAUCUUUGUGCCAAAAAGUGUGCAGCCUGUACCAAACCCAUUACCGGUCUCCGAGGUGCCAAGUUUAUCUGCUUUCAAGACCGCCAGUGGCACAGUGAAUGUUUUAACUGUGGGAAGUGCUCCGUCUCCUUGGUGGGUGAAGGCUUCCUGACCCAAAACAAGGAAAUCUUCUGCCGCAAAUGUGGAUCCGGGGUGGACACUGAUAUCUAGAAGGAGAAAGUUCUUCCCAACCUGAAAUCCACUUUGCCUUUGUCUCACUAAAUGCAGAACUCA